GAGCUGGAGUCGUGGAUCACAGGUGCGGGAUCCGCCGGAGUUAUCUACUUCGCUCUCGGCUCCUUCAUACGAGGGAAGAACAUACCAAGCCAGUACCGCGACCUCUUCCUCCAGGCUUUCCGAAGACUACCCCAGCGAGUCAUCUGGAAGUAUGAGGAAGAACUGGAGGACGUCCCCGAUAACGUAAUGAUCAGCAAUUGGCUCCCCCAGCAGGAUAUUCUUGCCCACCACAGGGUGAAGGUGUUCAUCACCCACGGCGGCAUGUUCAGCAUGCUGGAGGCCAUCUACCACGCCACGCCACUCCUCGUCCUCCCCAUCAGCAACGACCAGCCCAGGAAUGCAAUGUUUGUCACGGACGCCGGAGUGGGACUCACUCUCGCCUGGGACGCCCUCACUGUUGACAUCCUCCUCCACACUCUCGCCCGCCUCAUCAACGACUCAAAGUUUGUGUUGUUUGUGAGGCUUCCGUUUAGAAGUGUUGUGAAGCUUGUGUUUAGAGGCAUUGUGAAGCUUGUGUUUAGAUGCAUUGUGAAGCUUGUGUUUAGAUGCGUUGUGAAGCUUGUGUUUAGAUGCAUUGUGAAGCUUGUGUUUAGAUGCAUUGUGAAGCUUGUGUUUAGAUGCAUUGUGAAGCUUGUGUUUAGAUGCAUUGUGAAGCUUGUGUUUAGAAGUGUUGUGAAGCUUGUGUUUAGAAGUGUUGUGAAGCUUGCGUUUAUAUGCAUUGUGAAGCAUGUGUUUAGAUGCAUUGUGAAGCUUGUGAUUAGAUGCAUUGUAAAGCUUGUGUUGUGA
Molecule: messenger RNA, 786 nt
Organism: Procambarus clarkii (red swamp crayfish)
Lineage: Eukaryota; Metazoa; Arthropoda; Malacostraca; Decapoda; Cambaridae
Source: RefSeq, a predicted model, not a curated record